AAUUAAGAGUAGAAAUAGAAGUUUGGUUUGUCAUGUUUAAAAGAAAAGAAGGUAGAGAAGGUGUUGUGAAAGGUUAAGAUCGAGAAAUUAGGGUGAAGUGAAGGAGAAGCUCUUGAGAAGCAUAUGUCUUUUCAUAUUUAAUAUUAAAAGAGUUGCAUUGGAGCAUGUUGGGUCGGGAAUUAUUGUAGCUGACUUGAAAGUUGAAACUGAAGAUGGGAGAAGCAACAGAAAGAUAUGCAGUUGUGACGGGUGCAAAUAAAGGAAUUGGAUUAGAGAUAGUUAGACAGUUAGCUUCAGCUGGAAUCAAAGUGUUGCUCACAGCAAGAAAUGAGAAGAAGGGUCUCCAAGCACUGGAAACACUCAAAGACUCAGGUCUAUCCCACCUUGUACUGUUUCAUCAGGUGGAUGUGGCUGAUGCAACAAAUGUAGCUUCUUUGGCAGAUUUUGUCAAAUCCAAAUUUGGGAAACUUGAUAUUCUGAUUAACAAUGCAGGGAUUGGUGGAGUUGUAAUUGAUGACACUGAUUUAAUCACUACAGCCAUCAUGAAUCGUGGGGCUAUACCAGAAGAUAAUGGGACAAAGGGAAUAACUCAUACAUACGAGUUAGCUGAAGAAUGCUUGCAAAUAAAUUACUAUGGCGCUAAAAAAACUACAGAAUCCCUUAUGCCUCUCCUCCAAUUAUCUGAUUCACCAAGAAUUGUGAAUGUAUCAUCCACUCUGGGGCAGUUAGAGAGUUUGCCAAAAGAAUCAUGGGCCAGAGGAGUCUUCAAUGAUGUUGAUAACCUUACUGAAGAGAUAGUGGAUGAAAUAUUGAACAAGUUUCUCAGAGAUUUCAAAGAAGGUUCACUGGAAAGUAAAGGCUGGCCUAAGUAUCUGAGUGCCUACAUUGUCUCUAAAGCUGCUAUGAAUGCCUACACAAGAAUCCUUUCUAAGAAAUACCCUUCAUUCUGCAUCAAUAGUGUUUGCCCUGGUUAUGUCAAGACAGAUAUGACUGCCAACACCGGCUUCUUAACAGUUGAAGAAGGUGCUGCUAGUCCUGUGAGGCUAGCACUGCUUCCCAUUGGUAGUCCAUCAGGCUUCUUCUAUUACAGGAGUGAUGUGGCUUCCUUUUGAUUAGUAAUGCAAUGUUAUGCUUUUGUUUGUCAAUUUAUCAUUCUAAAUUACACACAAUGUUUAUUGAGGCUACUUUAAGCACAUUAUAUCAUGUUGUUUACUUCUAUUUAACUUGUGUUAUUUGGAUCUUAAGAAAAUUAGUAUUGCUUUUAUUUUUAUCUCCUUA
Messenger RNA from Glycine soja, 1278 nucleotides. RefSeq names its product (+)-neomenthol dehydrogenase-like. NCBI's taxonomy places the organism in Eukaryota, Viridiplantae, Streptophyta, Magnoliopsida, Fabales, Fabaceae. Gene Ontology annotation, molecular function: oxidoreductase activity, acting on the CH-OH group of donors, NAD or NADP as acceptor. Gene Ontology annotation, cellular component: membrane. The transcript is spliced from 6 exons. The record is from RefSeq and is a predicted model, not a curated record. Bases 213 to 1112 code for a protein of 299 amino acids.